AUGCCUAAGCACGCAAAAAUCUUGAAGGAACUACUCACAAAUAGGAAGAAGCUAGAAGAGGUUUCCAAGGUGGUGAUUAAUGAAAAUUGUUCAGGCGCAAUGUUGAACAAAUUGCCAAAGAAAUUGGGUGACCCAGGGAUGUUAACUUUGCCAUGCCAAUUCAGGAACUUAGCUACUAGUUAUGCAUUGAUUGAUUUGGGGGCGAGUGUUAACCUUAUGCCGUACUUAUUCUUCAAGAAGCUGAAUCUUCCAGAGCCGAGACCAAUUCGUAUGGCAAUUCAUCUACCAAACAAAAUGGUAACAUUUCCAAGGGGGAUAUGUGAGGAUCUAUUAGUUAAAGUUGAUAAAUUUGUAUUCCAUGCGGACUUCAUAGUGCUAGACAUGGAAGAGGAUCACCAAGUGUCAAUCAUUCUUGGAAGACCUUUCCUAAACACCGCAAGCGCCAUACUGGACAUAAGAGAAUCAAAACUUACCCUUCGAGUGGGAGACGAGUCAGUAACUUUUGGAGUUGAUAAGGCCAUGAAGCAUUCUAAGUAUAGUGAUGACACGACGUUUUUGGUAGACGUAUUGGGAGAGGUAAUGGAAGAAUGGAAAGAAGACAAGUCAAGCGAAUUUACUUAUAACCUUGAAGAUGAAUUUGAUGUUGAAAGAGACCUGAAGGAGACUGAAAGAAUUCUUGAAGAAACUGAAUACGAAGAAAUCAUAAAAAGUUCCAAAAAAUCAACUCGACGAGUUGAAGACGUAAAGUCGGCGAGUCCGCUUGAAAAUUCACGAUCAUAUGUAAAAACUGGGCACAACUCGACGAGUCUGUUAUCUGGACUCGACAUGUUCAGUGUUCAGAACUCAGAUUUAGAGCUGAAAACUUUGCCAACACAUCUAGAAUAUGCAUUUUUGGAAGAGGGUAACCAAAAACCUGUAAUUAUAUCUUAUAACCUCACCAAAUCUGAAAAAGAGGAGUUAGUCAAAGUUUUGAAAAAAGGAAAAAUGCCAUCGCAUGGAAAAUUACCGAUAUUAAAUGAAUAA
Lactuca sativa (garden lettuce) is the source of this 1023-nucleotide messenger RNA. RefSeq lists its product as uncharacterized. The record is from RefSeq and is a predicted model, not a curated record. Lineage: Eukaryota; Viridiplantae; Streptophyta; Magnoliopsida; Asterales; Asteraceae.